CCAUGUUUGCGUCCCACUUUCACGCGUUUUCAGACUUUUGUCCCGUUGGCGGCGUGUCUGUCCAGGGAUUCGUGGUCAUGGGCGUUGGACACGGAGGGUGAGAGAGGAAGGAGAGGUGUGACAUAAGAGUCCCGAACGAGCAAUCCAAGCGGGACGCCAUGUGGACGACGACUGUCCUCCUCCUGAUGCUGUCCCCUCAUCUGCCGUCCUCCGCUGAGACGGCAAAGACCCUCAACCAAUCAGAGGCGGAGGUCAAGGAAGACUUCCCUGACGCACCUGCUGACACUGGCCGGGGGGGGGGAGGGAGGGGUCAAAGGUCGCGACACCUGCUCCAUCCCCUGUGACAUCACCAUCCGGCUGCUGCGGGAUGAGAAACAGUCCAUCUGUGGCCAGCUGCAGCAGUCGUUGUUGGCGUUCGGCCGCAGCAGCAGGAAGUUGAUGCGUGACGUGAUGGAAGAACAGCAGCGAGCUCUGGACGUCCUCACCAGUCAGGUGUCAGAGGUGAUGAACAAAGUGCAGGCGCUCAGCGCGGAGGUGCAGCGGAGCAACGCCGACAUGUUCGCCGCCAAGCCUCCUCUAUCGCACGGGCGAGACUGCAGCGACAUCAAGGACAGUCUGAUGUCCCUGGUCCCCAAGAUCCCCAGCGGGAUUUACAUCGUCAGCCCGGACGACUCGGACUCGUCCUUCGAGGUCUUCUGCGAGAUGGACUACAUGGGCGGGGGAUGGACGGUGAUGCAGCGCAGGACCGAAGGCCUGGUGGACUUCAAGCGACCCUGGGCGGCCCACGUGGACGGCUUUGGACACCUUGCAGGUGAGCACUGGUUGGGCCUGAAGAAGGUCUUCGACAUCGUCAACCAGAAGGAGACUCGGUUCCAGCUCCACGUGGCCCUGGUCUCCCACGACGACGUCACCUCCUACGCGGCCUACGACGACUUCCGCCUGGACAACGAAACUCACUUCUUCCGCAUCCACCUGGGAAGGUACGCCGGCAGCGCAGGGGACGCCUUCCGCGGCUACGAGCAGGACCAGAACCAAGACACGGCCCCGUUCAGCGCCUCGGACGUGGACAACGACGGCUGCGACCCCUCCUGCUCCAUGGGGGGGCUGACGGUGGAGAGCUGCAGUGCCCGACAUCACCACACGGGGUGGUGGUUCAACCGCUGCGGCAUGGCCAACCUCAACGGGGACGCCCGGCAGGACCCGGGGCCUCGGACCGCGGGCGUCCUGUGGGACACCUGGAGACACAACGGAGUGGCCCGAGUCAUUAAGUCUGUCACCAUGAAGAUCAGGAGGAUGCCGGCUAAUAACUAACACAAACUGUUUGCUAACCCCCAUUGAAAAGUCAUUAAAGGUAGAAUAUUGAUGA
Messenger RNA from Nerophis lumbriciformis (worm pipefish), 1366 nucleotides. It is a transcript of the gene angptl5, whose product is annotated as angiopoietin-like 5. Gene Ontology annotation, cellular component: fibrinogen complex. Lineage: Eukaryota; Metazoa; Chordata; Actinopteri; Syngnathiformes; Syngnathidae. Gene Ontology annotation, molecular function: extracellular matrix structural constituent; protein-macromolecule adaptor activity. Gene Ontology annotation, biological process: blood coagulation; fibrinolysis; blood coagulation, common pathway. The record is from RefSeq and is a predicted model, not a curated record.